This is a messenger RNA of Poeciliopsis prolifica (blackstripe livebearer), 2246 nucleotides long. It is a transcript of the gene rab34b, whose product is annotated as RAB34, member RAS oncogene family b. Gene Ontology annotation, biological process: phagosome-lysosome fusion; endocytosis. The record is from RefSeq and is a predicted model, not a curated record. NCBI's taxonomy places the organism in Eukaryota, Metazoa, Chordata, Actinopteri, Cyprinodontiformes, Poeciliidae. Gene Ontology annotation, molecular function: GTPase activity; GTP binding. The transcript has 11 exons. Bases 144 to 905 code for a protein of 253 amino acids.
UGUUGUUUCUGGAGACUGACCUCUUCAUUAUGAGCGCUUUGUUUUACUAUAUAUCUCUGGAGUUAUAUCACAUUCACAAUACCACCUUUUAAUCUGCUUCAGUGGCAGUGAUUCUCUCCAGGUUUUAAAAUAAGUCUGGCAGGAUGUUGCCUCCUGUGAAGAAGGAUCAUAUCAUCACUCACCUUCCAAAGUGUUUUAGUCCAAAUGCAGCUCUGCACACCAAAGAUGGCUUCCACCCACAGGUGAGAGCUGCGUGCCAAGUUCAGAAGACGGAUGGAGUGAGCUUUAAUAUCGCCAAAGUCAUUGUUGUGGGAGACGUUUCUGUUGGGAAAACCUGUUUAAUCAGCAGGUUCUGCAGAGGAGCGUUCGACAGAAACUACAAAGCCACCAUCGGGGUGGACUUUGAGAUGGAGCGCUUCGAGGUGCUUGGCGUUCCCUUCAGUUUGCAGCUGUGGGAUACAGCAGGUCAGGAGCACUUCAAGUGCAUCGCCUCAACAUAUUACAGAGGAGCACAAGCCAUCAUGGUGGUGUUUGACCUGAGCAGUGUGAACUCAUUAGCGCAUGCCAGAGAGUGGCUGGAGGACGCCAUGAAGGAAAAUGACCCGUCCAGUGUUUUACUGUUCCUUGUCGGGACCAAGAAAGACCUGAGUUCUCCUGAUCAGUUGGCUGAGACCGAACUGGAAGCUAUCAGACUAUCAGAGGAAAUCAAAGCGGAGUACUGGGCCGUGUCUGCAAAGUCAGGAGACGGAAUCAGGGAUCUUUUCCUUCGUGUGGCUUCUUUGACUUUUGAGGCGAAUGUUUUGGCUGAGCUCGAGAGAAGUGGGUCGAGACACGUCAGAGACAUAAUCAGAAUCACAGACAGCUCAGAAGCCAAUCAUAAACAAAAGAAGACCAACUGUUGUUGAGAAAGCCUGAUCUCACUGGUGCAGCCACACGGUUACUGGAGCCAAACUGGUGUGGAUCCCCUGAGCUGGGCUGUGUCUGCAGCAUCCAGGAAAACACCUGAGAAAAUAUUUGCCAUCAUCCAAGUAGCUCCAACAUAAUGCCUCCAAUUGAGCCUGUAAAUAAGCCUAUUAGCAGAAUGACUCAAGCUGUGUGUUUCUCAGGAAUGUUUAGUGCUGACCAGAUCUGCAACAAGUAAUUCUUUGUAUUCUGGAUUAUAAAGAUAAUUUCCCAAAACUGUAGCAGCUUUUCACAAGAACAUCGUCUGUGAGAACCUACAUUUCAUCCCGUUAGGAGAGGAUUUGUCUGAAUAUCAUCCUCUGUAUCUUUUCCUCCCUGCUGACUUCUGGUCAUGUGUCUCUGCUCUUGCUAAUGUGAUGCAUACAUCGGAUCAAAUGACCACCGUCAUUCCCAUCAUGCCUCUCUCCGGUCCGACACAAGCGCUCAUAUGAUCUGGGAGUGGAAGGAUUGUUUGGUGGGAGAGUCCUAGAAAGUGGAAAGGACAGCUUCAUCUUCAUAAACUGUUCUGCUGGACAUUUAAUCCCAAAAUGAUUCAAACUCCUGGUUGAUUUAGAGGUUGAAAGGCCUCCUUGCCAUUACCUUAAUCAAGUCAAGUUUCUCACCCAGGCUUUGACUGAGCCCCUCCAAUGUUAACAUUUCUUCCAGGCAGAGGAAACAUUCAGGUAAAAUUAUUACAUUAACUCAUAAAACACAGUAUGAAUAAUUUUGGGCUUAAACGGAUAUCUUUGGAGAAAGUAUUGAAAUGUUUUUGUAAUUCAUUGAACACUUAAAAAUGUAAGUUAAUAAAUCACUUGAUAAUAAAAUGUCAGAUUUAAAGCUUUAUAGGUUUUUGACAGAAAUAAAGGCAUGGAAAAGUAUAUAUUUAAUAUCUCUUUAUGCCAGAGAUAUUAAAGGGGAAAAUGUUAUGUUAUCCUUUCCCCCAGUCAGUCCCUCCAGACUAGCGGCAGCAAGAAUGGAUCUCGGAGCUAAUUAUAGGAGCUACUUCUCAAUCCAACGCAGGUUAAAAUAUUGCUAAAGGCUUAAUGGAGAAACAUUGUUGUAUUGGAAAGAGUAAGAGCUUCUUAAAGAGACAGAACCCCAAUUUUAAGACAACUUUGAUGUUGUGUUGAAAAAAAUGGAACUUUGUGCCUGGAAAAUACAUUACAAUUUUAUUUCAACUCAUUGGUUUUAUGCUGAGAAUUACUAACGGCAAUAAUAAGUUAAUAUUUGCAAACCCCAAGAAUCAAGUGUGUUUGCUCUUCUGAUAUUUUAUUUCCAUUUCUGGUUUCAUGAAAGGAUCACCA